UUAUCUUGUGCACAUUAUCUGCGUUGGGCAAGAUGAGGGAGCAUAGCAUCCUUCCCUUGGUGGCUACAUUCUGUCUUGUGCUCUCUGGAAUAAGUAGAGUGGAUGCACAGGAAGAUGAUUCAGCAGACCUGAUUUUUCUCAUUGAUGGCUCAAAAAAUGUUGGAAGAAACAACUUUUCCAUCCUCCGUGACUUUUUGGUGAAUUUUGUGGAUCGACGACUGGACAUAGGAAGGAGUCAGAUACAAGUGGCAGUGGUGCAAUAUAGCGAUGAAGCCAAAAUAGAAUUCACCCUGGAUGAACACGCAACCAAAUCUCAGCUUUUAUCAGCCCUUCGAAAUCUGCAGUUUAGUGGUGGGGAAGAGGCAAACUUGGGGGUCGCUAUUGAUUAUGUGGUGGAAAACCUUUUGAGCACUGCUGCUGGCAGUCGGAAAGAAGAAGGAGUCCCACAGUCGCUGGUGAUAAUCACUGCUGGAGCAUCUAAUGAUGAUGUCAGAGAAGCCUCAAAUGCUUUGAAAAUCAACAGAAUCAUCACCUUUGGCAUUGGUGUGGAUAGGGCAGACACUUCUGAGUUGCAACAGGUUGCAUCAGAUGCAUCGUUUGUAUUUGUUGCUCCACAGUUCUCACUUCUACGUGAUCUGGAGAUUCAGCUUAUUCCAUACAUUGCUGGGGUAGCUCAAAGGACCAUAGUCCUAGAAGCCCCAACCACUAUAACUGAAGUUGUUCAAGUGAACAGAAGGGACAUAGUAUUUUUAGUCGAUGGCUCCAGUGCAAUUGGAGGCGCCAACUUUGCAGCAAUCCGUGAGUUUAUUGUUAAGAUAGUCAACAGGCUUGAAAUUGGUUCAGAUCUUAUGCAAGUGGCACUGGCUCAAUAUGCUCGAGAUGUCAGGCCUGAAUUCUACCUAAACACUUAUAACAACAAGAAGGAUUUGAUAGCACAAAUAAAGAAAAUGAAGAUCAUGAAUGGCACUCCCCUAAAUACAGGAGCUGCACUGAACUUUGUCCGGACAAAUUUCUUUACUACUUCUGCAGGAAGUCGCAUUUCUGAAAAUAUCCCACAAAUUCUAGUCCUCAUCACCGGAGGGCAAUCAAGAGAUGAAGUUGCUCAACCAUCUCUCGAGCUAAAGCGGGCAGGCAUACUUACCUUUACAGUAGGUUCCAAAAAUGCUGACCAAGCAGAGCUACAAGAGAUCGCUUUUGAUACGUCAUUGGCUUUCCAACCCAGCGAAUUCAAGCAAGUUCCUCUGCAAGGUUUCCUGCCCACCCUGCUGACACCUUUGAAAACACUCUCUGGAUCUGUCAUUGUUGAAGGACCAACUGAAGUAAUUAACCAAAGAGAUAUCGUCUUCCUAUUGGAUGGGUCUGUCAACGUUGGAAAUGCCAAUUUACCAUACGUGAGGGAUUUUAUCGUCAAUUUAAUUAACAGAUUUGACAUCAGAAGUGAUGGCACCCGAAUUGGCCUUGCUCAGUUUAGUGACACCCCUAAGACUGAGUUCUAUCUAAACACAUUCAGUACAAAAUCUGAUCUCACAUCCCGUGUGGGGCAGCUGAGACUCAAGGGGGGUAAUGUCCUAAACACUGGUGAAGCUCUUCAAUUUGUUAUUCGAAACUUUUUCACAAGCAGCGCGGGCAGCAGAUUGAAUGAGAGGAUUCCUCAGCUGCUGGUGGUUCUCUUGGCCGGGCCGUCUUCAGACAACAUUCAGGCAGCUGCUAAUGAACUCAUAAAUUCUGGGGUUUUGACCUUUUGCAUUGGGGUCAACAAUGCUGAUAAAAGUGAGCUGGAGGCCAUUGCAUUCAAUCCAACACUUGUUUAUGAGAUGGAUGAUUUCAGUUCAUUGCCAGGCUUUAGCCAGCAAAUUUUCACACCUCUUUCAACUUACGUUAGAGGAGAAGUUACAGAAGUGACAGUGACUACCACAGCUGAUGAAAGUGCAAAGAGAGAUAUUGUGUUCUUGGUUGAUGGCUCAGAUGGUGCCAGAACCCUUUUCCCAAGUUUCAGGAACUUCAUUCAGAGAAUAGUGGAGAAUCUUGAUGUUGGUUUAGACAAAACACGAGUAGCAGUCGUCCAGUACAGUGAUACCACCAGGCCAGUCUUUCUUCUUAACACCCACACAGAUAGCCAGUCAAUGGUUGGCUCCAUCAGACCCAUGACACCCAUUGGAGGAUCUCCACUGAACACCGGUUCUGCUUUAGACUAUGUUACCAGGAAUGUCUUUAUCAGUUCUGCUGGAAGCAGAGCAUCUCAGGGAGUGGCACAAUUCUUGAUACUUUUGACAUCUGGUAGGUCCAAUGAUGAGACAAGCAGGCAAGCCGCCCUUCUUAGGGCCAGUGGUGUUGUGACUUAUGCCAUCGGAGUAGGAAGAGCUGACCAGGCAGAACUACAGAACAUUGCCUUCUCUCCAAGAUUUAUUCUGUUUGUUCCCGAAAUCACACAGCUCCAGAAUGCUUACCAAACAAUCUCUCAACAAGUCAGCCAAACCUCCAGGAAGGACAUUGAGAUGGUCCUCACAUCAUUGCCACCUGUUAGAGAAAGCAAAAGGGAUAUAUUAUUCCUCGUUGAUGCCUCUAGCAAUGUAGCUGGUAAAUUUCCCUUGGUUCGUGAUUUCGUCCUUGGCAUUACGGAGUCCCUCAACAUCAGUCCAGAUGAUACCCGUGUGUCUGUGGCUCAAGUUGGUGAGACUGUCAAAGUGGAAUUCAAAUUUGACUCUUUUCCCUCCAAGCAAGAGGUCAUUAAUGCUGUGAAGAGGAUGAGAUUAAAACCUGACAGAAGAUUCAACGUAGGUGCAGCUCUAGAUUAUGCUCACAGCAACCUCUUCACACCAGAAUCUGGGAGCAGAAUUCAGGAAGGGGUUCCACAGUAUCUAGUAUUGCUUUCUGCUGGUCGGUCUGAGGACGAUGUAGAAGCACCAGCAAAUAAGCUCAAAAGUUCUGGUGUCGUAACGUUUGCUGUCAAAGGAUCUACCGAUGUUGAUAGUGAUCAACUUGAGAAGAUUGUUUUGGCACCUCAGUUUGUUGUGUCCGCUGAUUCCCUGGCAGAUAUUGCAACAAUCCAGCCACAGUUUACUUAUUUGUUGAAGACCAUUACCGUUGAGGCACCAACAGUAGUCUAUGAUUUAAACCAAAGAAAAGAUAUUGUCUUCCUGCUUGAUGGUUCUGAUGGUGCCCGAUCAUUUUUCCCAUCUCUUCGGUCCUUCAUUCAGACAGUGGUGGAGAAACUUGAUGUGGGCCAGAACAGGAUACGUGUUGGUGUUGUUCAGUACAGUGAUACCACCAGACCUAGCUUUUUACUUAAUGCUCAUCCUGAUCGCCAAGGGGUAGUGAAUGCUGUUAGACGAUUAACUCCAAUUGGUGGUUCACCAUUAAACACAGGAGCAGCUUUAGAUUAUGUCACUACAAAUGUCUUCACCGGUGCAGCUGGUAGUCGAAAAGAUGAAGGAGUGCCACAGUUCUUGGUUUUGUUGACCACUGGCAGAUCGAGAGAUGAUGUAAGGGGGCCAGCAAAUGCACUAAAGAGACGUGAAAUCGUUCCAUUUGCCAUUGGUGUCAACAGAGCUGACUUAACUGAGCUACAGAGUAUCUCUUUUGUUCCUGAUUUAGCUUAUUCAUUCUCUGAUAUCACUCAAUUGGGAAAUGCCUACCAAACUUUCACAACAAGAUUGUCUCAACUGACUCGUGGAGAAAUAGAAGUUCUGAGACCAAGCACUCCUUCCACAGGAGUAAAGAGAGAUGUGGUUUUUCUUGUUGAUGGGUCAAGGGAAGCUACACGUGAGUUUGAAAACAUCCGUGAGCUAAUUGGAAAGAUCGUGGAAGGGAUGGAUGUCAGUCCAGAUAGCACUCGAGUGUCUGUUGUCCAGUACAGUGACAAUGCCAGGGUGGAUUUCCUGCUAAAUGCUCAUUCCACAAAGGAUGAGGUGCAGAAUGAAGUGCGGAGACUGAAACCCAAAGGUGGAAAUGUAGCGAACAUUGGAAGUGCUUUAGAAUACGUAUCACGGAACAUAUUCACUAAACCAGCCGGAAGUAGAAUUGAAGAACAAGUUCCUCAAUUUCUCAUUCUUACAGCAACUGGUCCUUCUGCUGAUAAUGUGGAUGAAGGGGCAACAAGGAUUAAAGAAUCUUCUGUUGUGUCCUACGUGAUUGGAAAGAACAUAGAUACAGAGGAAGCCAAAAAGAUCACUUUGAGUGAAGAUUUUGUACUCCCUGUUUCCAGCUUCCGUGAGCUGCCCAAUUUGGAACAAAGACUGAUCACAUCUGUUACUGACUAUACCCCGGAUAGGGUAACAAAGCUGUAUUCAGGCUAUAAGCCAGUCCCUAAAGGGCCAGCUGGGGAAAAGCAAGAUAUUGUAUUUUUGAUUGAUGGAUCCACAAAUACAGGCUCUGAUGGACUGGCCCGCAUCCGGGACUUCAUAUAUAGUGUUGUGCAGAAACUACAAAUCGGAGAUAAUCAAGUUAGGGUGGGUGUUGUCCAGUUCAGCAAUGAUGCCUUUACUGAAUUCAAGCUAAACCAAUUUUCAACACAACAAACUCUGCUCGACAAUAUCCGUCGUUUGCGACACCGUGGAGGGGCACCUUUAAAUAUUGGCAAAGCAAUGGAGUAUGUUGUAAGUAAUCUGUUUGUGAAAGCCAGUGGUAGUAGAAUAGAAGAAGGGGUUCCACAGCAUCUGGUCCUUUUAACCGGUGGAAAAUCUCAAGACGACGUGAGGGGUGCAGCCAGAAGCCUUGGGAGUGCCAAUAUCAAACCCCAUGCAGUGAUAACCAGUGGUACCGACGUUUCACAGAUACAGACCAUUAUUUCAGAUCCUCGAUAUAUAUUUUCUGUCAAAGAAUUUGCAGAACUCCCAACAGUACAAGAAUUUUUACUCAAGUCUUUUAAAGGUCCUGUUGAGAUCACUACAAUAGUAGACCCACAGCAACCUGACCGAAAAGAAGCAGAUAUUGUCUUCCUUGUGGAUGGAUCAAUAAAUUUGGGAAGAGAUAACUUUAAGGAGGUCCUACUGUUUGUAUCUGGCAUAGUAGAUGCAAUUUAUGAAGAAGGAGAUUCCAUCCAGAUUGGUCUGGCCCAAUACAACUCUGACGUGACAGAUGAAUUCUUUCUGAAGGAAUACACUGAUAGAGAUGCCAUCAUAGAGGCCGUCACCAAAGCUGAGUACAAGGGAGGCCGCUUAGCCAGUCUUGGUACCGCUAUCGGUCACUUGCAAGACAAGCAUUUUGUAAAGCCAGCAGGUAGUAGAAUUGGAACCAAUGUCCCACAAGUGGCAUUCAUCAUUACUGGAGCUAAGACCGUGCAGGAUGGAGAGGCUGCAGCAUUGGCCUUGACAAAUAAAGGUGUACAAGUCUUCUCAAUAGGAGUUGGCAGUAUUGCUGGUGAUGAAAUUUCCAAAAUAGCAAGUAAUGCACCAAGUGCUUUCCGAGUACCCAAUGUACAGGAGCUUUCUGAACUGAAUGAGCAAAUUCUGAUCACUCUUAACACUGCUUUGACUAAACCAACUGUUCUGUGUCCCAAGAUUUCAGAAACUAAAGAAUGCAAGCUGGAGGUAAUUGUUGGAUUUGAUGUAUCUGGAGUCACUGCUGGUCAAAAUAUCUUCUCCGUUCAGGUGGCUCUGGAGUCUAAACUGAGGAAGAUUCUGGAGAGCAUUUCCAAAAUGCACCCAAUAAGUUGCUCUGGUCAACAAGCACCUUCAGUUAAAGUGUCUGUUUUGUCACAAAGCAGAACCGGAGCAGUGGAAGCCUUUGACUUUUCAGACUAUCGUCCAGAGCUAGUCAGCAAAAUUACAGGCAUGGGCACUCGAGGACCAUAUGUCUUGACAAGUCAAACUCUGCAGACCUAUUUGAACAAAUUCAAGACCUCAGGAGAGGAUAGUAGUGUCAAGGUGGUGAUACACCUGACAGAUGGUGCCGAUGAAGGCAUGGGCGAACUUCAAGAUGCAUCAUUAAAGUUGCAGAGUUCAGGUGUGAAGUCUCUGCUCUUUGUUGGACUUGAAAAUGCUGCCAAGUUUGAGCAACUGACAAAUUUAGAUUUUGGCCGAGGAUUCAAGUAUGGCACCCCACUGUAUGUGAAUCAAGUAGAUCUGGAAUACGUCAUUGUAGAUGAAUUGGACAACAUUGCAGAAAAAGGGUGUUGCGGAGUACCAUGCAAGUGCUCUGGAGAGAGAGGUGAUUAUGGACACACUGGUCCCAUUGGGAAAAAGGGUGAACCAGGUAUGAAAGGACACAGAGGAUUCCCAGGUGAAGAAGGAGGUCCAGGAGAAAGAGGACCUCCUGGUGUUAACGGAACUCAAGGUUUCCAGGGAUGCCCUGGCCCACGAGGAAUGAAGGGAAAUCGUGGAAUCCCAGGAGAUAAGGGUGAAGUAGGAGAGAUGGGUCUGGAUGGUAUUGAAGGAGAAGAGGGUAAACGAGGAAUACCUGGAACUUCUGGUGAGAAAGGCAGUUACGGACCACGGGGAGAAAAAGGUACGAAAGGAACUAAAGGAGAAAGAGGAGAUUCUGGUCUGCGCGGAGAUCCUGGUGAGCCAGGCACAGAUGAAUCACAGAGGGGACCAAAAGGAGGAAAAGGAGAAACUGGACCCGUGGGAGACCCUGGAAGAGAUGGCACAUCAGGAACAGCAGGAGAUGGUGGCAAAGUGGGUCCUGUUGGCAGAAGGGGACCUCCCGGACCUAAAGGUAAUAGAGGCAAUCCAGGUCUUGCAGGUGGAGCUGGGGAGCAGGGUCUCAGAGGACCACAGGGUCCACCAGGAGAACAGGGUGCUCCAGGCACCAUCGGAGAGCAAGGCCUUCCUGGACCAAGGGGACCCGGCGGCAUUGCUGGAACUCCUGGUGAUCGUGGAAGAGUUGGGCCACUUGGGCACAAGGGCGAACCUGGAGAUCCUGGAAUCAAGGGAUCUGAGGGACCUGCUGGGCCACGUGGAGAGACAGGAGAUGAUGGACGAGAUGGAGUUGGGAAAGCAGGACUUAAAGGAAGAAAAGGAGAGACUGGAUUCCCAGGAUACCCCGGAUUAAAGGGAGAUGCUGGGGACAAAGGACCAAAUGGUGAGCUUGGACCUAAAGGAAACCGAGGUCGUCGGGGCAAUGCUGGAAGUCCUGGAACAGGUGGGGUGAAAGGAGACCCAGGAUAUUCAGGGCCAUCAGGAUUGAAGGGAGAAAGAGGAGGGUCAAGAGAUCAAUGUGCUUUGGUGAAGAACAUCAAGGACAAAUGCCCUUGCUGCUAUGGUCCUAAGGAAUGUCCUGUUUUCCCUACUGACCUGGUUUUCGCUGUUGACACAUCAUCAGAUGUGAACCGCAAUCAGUUCAACAAUAUGAAGCAGUUAAUGCAGAGAGUGAUAAACAAGGUAUCUAUUACUGACAGCAACUGCCCCAGAGGAGCCCGAGUCGCUAUGGUUACCUACAACAGUGACAUCACCACCGAAAUUCGCUUCUCAGAUGCUCUUCGUAAGCCAGCACUCCUCGAGAGAAUCGAUAACAUGCAAAUCACACAAACCACCAAACAGCGGAGUCUAGAUGGUGCCAUGUCCUUUGUGGCACGGAAUACAUUCAAACGAGCCCGCGGUGGAUUCCUGAUCAGAAAGGUGGCUGUGUUCUUCAGCAAUGGACCCACAAGGGCUUCUCCACAGCUCAAUGAGGCUGUAUUAAAAUUGUAUGAUGCUGGAGUGUCAUCUGUUUUCCUCACAAAUAGGGAGGACAGAGCGCUGUCUAAUGCUCUGCAGGUUAAUAACACAGUUGUGGGUGAAGCCAUAGUGCUCAGUACUGCUGCUGCUCAAUUUAAUCAAACAAUCCAAAAAGUCCUGGCCUGCCACAUCUGCCUAGACGUGUGUGAACCUGACGGUUCGUGUGGUGUUGGUGCUUCUAGAUUAGAUUUACGUCAGAGGCGUUCUGCCUCCACUGAUCUUGAUGUUGACUUUGCCUUUCUUAUUGAUAGCUCUGAGUCCACCACGCCAGCUCAGUUUGCAGAGAUAAAGAAAUUUGUUUCUCAUGUUGUGGGUCAAUUCGAACUUAGCUCGGAUCCCAAAUCUUCCUCCCACCAUGCCCGCGUCUCGAUAUUGCAACAAGCUCCUUAUGAACAUCAGAGUAAUCAUAGCCUUCCCCCGGUGCGGGUGGAUGUAGGUCUGAUUGAGUACACAUCUAAAGACCAACUGCAGACCUUUAUCCUAAGUAAGAUGACCCAGUUGUAUGGAACAAGGUCAUUAAACAGUGCUAUCAAAUAUGUUGUAGAAAAUGUGUUUGAGAAUGCACCCAACCCCAGAGCCAUGAAGGUUUUAUUCCUCAUCCUAACUGGAGAAGUAAAGGCUCAUGAACUACACCAGCUACGUCAAACAGUCAACGAGGCCAAGUGCAAGGGAUUCUUUAUCACCAUUCUAAGCAUCGGGAAGAAGGUGAACGCUGGGAAGUUGCACACAUUGGCUAGUGAGCCUCAUGAUGUUUUCUCCAAGAAGGCAGAUAAGCCAUCUGAGCUUCAUGAGGAUACUCUACUAAGGUUUGGGCUUCAGUUGCCAGGAUUCAUCACCAGUGAGAAUGCAUUCCAUCUUUCUCCUGAAAUACAGAAGCAAUGUGACUGGUUCCAAAAUGAUCAGCCAGUGAAGAUCCCAGUUCCACAGAAUGAGACUCGCCAAGAGCAGCUACUCACAGCUGAUGUGCCAGAUGAAUUGCUGUCCAGUAAAACACCAGACGUCACAAUGAUACAAGCAAGCACAGAAUCACCAAAAGAUUAUACCCCUUCACCAGUAGCUAAAGAAAUUCCAAGUUCUGGGCUUCAGGUAUCUGAUGUGACAGAAAGCACUGCAUAUCUAAAUUGGGCUAGCUUAGAUCCCCAUCAACCUCAGCUCUAUGAUGUAAGCAUAAUUUCUCUGAGUGACAAUUCUAUAGUCCAGAGGCUGAAUGUCACAAGCACUGAGAUUCUCAUCGGAGGGCUGCAAAGUGAACAUCAGUACCAGAUUACCAUAACAGGGAACCACAAGAUUCAUGGCCGUGUCACCUACAAAGCAAUAUUCACUACCGAUAAAGCUCAAGUAAAACUACAAGCCGAAGCAAACACAGAGACACUCAACACUCCUGAUAUUGAUCCUUGUGGGCUAGAGCUGGAGAUGGGCAACCAGUGCAUGGAGAUUGAGGUUAAGUGGUACUUUGAAAAGACAAACAAGAUUUGCACUCAGUUUUGGUAUGGUGGUUGUGGUGGCAAUACCAAUAGAUUUGACACAGAAGCUGAGUGCCUUAGCAGGUGUCAAAGAAGAACGGAGCAUAAAAUUGUUCAGGCACCAGCGCUGGAAUCAAAGUCACUGCCAGGAUCAGAUAUCUGUAACUUGGAGAAAGAUGGAGGGACAUGCCGAGUCCAUAUCCUGAAGUGGUACUACGACCCAAAAACCAAGAGCUGCACUCGGUUCUGGUACGGGGGCUGUGGAGGAAAUGGUAACCGGUUUGAUACACAGAAAGACUGUGAAAAAGCUUGUAUCCCAGUGCCUUUGAACCCUGGCGUGGUCUCUUCUAUUGGAACAUAAGAAGACCCCAAUGUUUACCUCUCGAGGGGAGAGAGCCCACCACACACUGCCCCUCCUCUUACACUUUACCCCUGCCAGCCUACCCCUCUGUGGGUUAAAGGGGGGUGCUCACAAGAUUUAUCAAUAUGGUGCUAAUUCCUCUGUGGACUUGUGAAGACUGCCACUGGCAUCUUUAACCCUUUCACUGCUGGAGAAAUUUCAGUGGUACUUAUCCUUAACACCUCAAUGCAACAAUGGUCUAGCCACCUCUGCAGCUCUGAAAGGGUUACUUGGGGCUUCAGAUGCCCUGUAUCGUCACAUAGCAGCUGGUACAAAGGGUUCUAUUUUUUUUUUUUUGUUCAUGUCGGAGACCCCACUUUCAAAUCUCCUAUCCAGAGACACCUUACUCCUCUAAACAACACCUGCUUCAUUCUUCAGCCUCUAUUUUCAGUCUGUUAGCUUGUUGUUAGUUUAUUAACCCUUACUCUGCCAGGGAAACUUAUAGUGCACAAAGUAUCUUACCAAUAAAUUGUGAGGCCCAUCUUAGUGACAUAUAGUAUAAUGCAAAGCACUUUCCUCCUCUGCUACUCAGCAAAGCAUUGUGGGUACACAUUUUCUCAACUUAGCCUCAAGAUUUUAAAUUGUGUCAGUCUUUGGGGAAAUGACGGGUGUUUGCCCGUUUUUCUGCCAGAAUGGGCUACCAGGAAUUGCAGAGCAAUGUGUUGCAGUCCACUCUGGUAGCAAAAGGGUUAAGCUCUUUAGGUUUUUACCACUUUAUAAUAUAGAAGUUGAUUUCUGCUGGUAAAUGGCAAUCAUAAAAUGCACUGUUGCUGCAGUCGAUACAGAAGAACGCAACUUUAUUACAGUUUUUGGUUGGGUGUAUUAUUAUUUUUUUUCUAUUUUCGGGUUGAAAUUUAAAUGUUAUAAAUUUUGGAAAUUGGGGAUAAUUCAUGUUCCAGGAGUGUUUUAUUUUUGUUAAUGAAUGGAGAUGUUACAAACCAAGUUUGAAUAAAGGCUGAAGAGGUG
Pelobates fuscus (common spadefoot toad) is the source of this 10484-nucleotide messenger RNA. It is a transcript of the gene COL6A3, whose product is annotated as collagen type VI alpha 3 chain. NCBI's taxonomy places the organism in Eukaryota, Metazoa, Chordata, Amphibia, Anura, Pelobatidae. The transcript is spliced from 45 exons. The record is from RefSeq and is a predicted model, not a curated record. Gene Ontology annotation, molecular function: extracellular matrix structural constituent conferring tensile strength; protein binding; serine-type endopeptidase inhibitor activity. The coding region runs from base 33 to 9479 and encodes 3148 amino acids.